Messenger RNA from Phycodurus eques (leafy seadragon), 1532 nucleotides. RefSeq names its product tubulin alpha chain-like. The transcript is spliced from 4 exons. The coding region runs from base 85 to 1440 and encodes 451 amino acids. Gene Ontology annotation, molecular function: structural constituent of cytoskeleton; GTP binding. Gene Ontology annotation, biological process: mitotic cell cycle; microtubule cytoskeleton organization. The record is from RefSeq and is a predicted model, not a curated record. Lineage: Eukaryota; Metazoa; Chordata; Actinopteri; Syngnathiformes; Syngnathidae. Gene Ontology annotation, cellular component: microtubule; cytoplasm.
UCGACCACGUUAUAGUCGAAUUGCAAGACAUCGCGCAACGGACUUUCUUCGAACCUCCUCCUUUGGCCGCUCAAGUGCAGCAAAAUGCGUGAGUGUAUCUCUAUCCACGUUGGUCAAGCUGGCGUCCAGAUCGGCAAUGCAUGCUGGGAGCUGUACUGUCUGGAGCACGGCAUCCAGCCGGACGGACAGAUGCCCAGCGACAAGACAAUCGGGGGCGGGGAUGACUCCUUCAACACCUUCUUCAGCGAGACUGGAGCUGGCAAACACGUCCCCAGAGCUGUCUUUGUGGAUCUGGAGCCCACCGUCAUCGAUGAGGUGCGCUCUGGAACCUACCGCCAGCUCUUCCACCCCGAGCAGCUGAUCACCGGCAAGGAGGACGCCGCCAACAACUACGCCCGCGGACACUACACCAUCGGCAAGGAGAUCAUUGACCUGGUGCUGGACAGGAUCCGCAAACUGGCCGACCAGUGCACUGGCCUCCAGGGCUUCUUGGUGUUCCACAGCUUCGGAGGUGGUACCGGCUCCGGUUUCACCUCUCUGCUGAUGGAGCGCCUGUCUGUCGACUACGGCAAGAAGUCCAAGCUGGAGUUCUCCAUCUACCCGGCUCCCCAGGUGUCCACCGCUGUGGUGGAGCCCUACAACUCCAUCCUGACCACUCACACCACCCUCGAGCACUCAGACUGCGCCUUCAUGGUGGACAACGAGGCCAUCUACGACAUCUGCCGCAGGAACCUCGACAUCGAGCGUCCUUCUUACACCAACCUGAACAGGCUGAUCGGUCAGAUCGUAUCCUCCAUCACUGCUUCACUCCGGUUCGAUGGUGCCCUCAAUGUUGAUCUGACAGAGUUCCAGACCAACUUGGUGCCCUACCCCCGUAUCCACUUCCCCCUGGCCACCUACGCCCCCGUCAUCUCCGCUGAGAAGGCGUACCAUGAGCAGCUCUCUGUGUCAGAAAUCACCAACGCCUGCUUUGAGCCUGCCAACCAGAUGGUCAAAUGUGACCCUCGCCACGGCAAGUACAUGGCCUGUUGCCUCCUGUACCGUGGCGACGUGGUGCCCAAAGAUGUCAACGCCGCCAUUGCCGCCAUCAAAACCAAGCGUAGCAUCCAGUUUGUGGACUGGUGCCCCACUGGUUUCAAGGUGGGCAUCAACUACCAGCCUCCCACCGUGGUUCCAGGCGGAGACCUGGCCAAGGUCCAGAGGGCCGUGUGCAUGCUGAGCAACACCACUGCCAUCGCAGAAGCCUGGGCCCGCCUCGACCACAAGUUUGACCUGAUGUACGCCAAGCGCGCCUUCGUGCACUGGUACGUGGGCGAGGGCAUGGAGGAGGGAGAGUUCUCAGAGGCCAGAGAAGACAUGGCGGCUCUGGAGAAGGAUUACGAGGAGGUUGGCGUUGACUCCGUUGAGGGUGAAGGAGAGGAGGAAGGAGAAGAAUAUUAAGGCACUUGAUUGAUAAAGAGGACAUUUGUUCUCUAAAGCAUUCCAAUUUUGUGGGUCAGUUGGAAGUAUGAAUAAAAUGGCAUGUGAAGCUG